Molecule: messenger RNA, 705 nt
Organism: Atta colombica
Lineage: Eukaryota; Metazoa; Arthropoda; Insecta; Hymenoptera; Formicidae
Exons: 5
Coding region: 1-705 (234 amino acids)
Source: RefSeq, a predicted model, not a curated record
AUGUAUCUGAUAUAUCGCUUUUUUACUAGCAUAAUUUUUGCGAUGAUAAAUGCGACUAUUGUGUUGUAUAUGUGUCAACGCUUUUUCCGAGUGAUGAGAGCGCAUUAUCGAAUUAUGGCCGAAGCUGAGAGAUUUAAUUCAGUUAUUUCUGAGUCACGUGCAAGUCUCAAUUACAUUAGCUCGAAAAUAUCUGAAGGAAUGGAUCAGAUGAAGGAAGAUAUUGCCAAAGAAUUAUUCAUUACCGAUCAUUUAACGAAACUUAAUUCGAGAGUAAGCCUGUUAUUGCAACGUUAUUCCGAAUUGGAAGAAGGAUUAAUUGAGCUAGUAAGAAUGAAUCAUAAUAUGAAGAGUGUGCGGAUUGAAACUCCAAUUGACAUCAACGAGGAAGUCAAGUGCAUUCUUAUGGCGGCAAAAAAAAAUCAAUCACAGCAGCAGCAACAGUCAGAUCAUCCUCGAACACCGACGAAAUUGCGGACAUCAACAAACACUUCUACAGGAGCGAAGGAUCCUCAGCCGCAUAAUUUCGUCACGAGUUCGAAGUUCCUUACGUCGCAAUCAUAUGAUACCGAUAUCUCAAAUGUAACAUUUGAGAAACAAGAAAGACGUGCGCCUGCAUAUCCGGAAGUUCAGCUAUUGAACGAUCCAAGACCAGCAGUUGAUAUAAAAGCCAUUGGUUUUCGACCAUCCUGGAAGUGCGAAACUUAA